CCAGCCAAACCACUAGCCAAGUCUGCAACUACAGAUAAGGACAACAUAUUAGAUGUUGUUCCGUCUUUGCAUGGACCAGACCUUACACGCACACACACUCGCCUGAGCUUGUUGUCUGCAGAGAGAGAGACAGAGAGAGAGAGACAGAGAGAGAGAAACAGAGAGAGAGACAGAGAGAGAGAUACAACACGGACAUGAUGAUUUUCCUUCUGCUAACUGUUUUCCUACAGGACACCACAGCAGGAGUCGUUUUGGACCCGUGUUCGGCCUACAUCAGUCUGAACGAGCCCUGGAGGAACACGGACUACCAUGUCAACCACUCCUCCGGGGGCGUGCCCCUGUGCGACAGCCUCCUGUCCGGAGAGUGGUACCGCUUCACCGGCAUGGCCGGCGACGCCAUGCCCACAUUCUGCAUCCAGGAGAACCACUGCGGGACCCACGCGCCCAUCUGGCUGAACGGCACGCACCCUCAGCCCCAGGACGGCAUCAUCACACUGCCCGUCUGUGCCAGCUUCAACGACGACUGCUGUCGGUGGAACGGCAGCGCGGACGUGAAGGCGUGCGGGGGCGGUUACUACGUCUACCGGCUGCCCCGGCCCUCAGUCUGCUUCCACGUCUACUGUGGCCACUUCUAUGACAUCUGUGAUGAGGUGGAGUGCACUGGUCCUCAUUGUCCAGAAUCUGACUGCAGGUGUACGGCUGGGACAGUCCUGGGACCAGACCGACAGACCUGCCUGGAUGUGAACGAGUGUGAGCGAGGGAACGGGGGAUGUGCGGAGGUAUGUGUGAACACCAAGGGGUCCUGGAGCUGCAAGUGUGGGCCAGGCCGAGUCCUGGACCAGGACGGACACAACUGCAAAGAGAUUGCAGGUUGUCAUAACAACAACGGGGGCUGUAGCCAUGGCUGCCUGGCGAUGCAGGACACAUACCAGUGCUUCUGUCCCCGAGGCCUGGAGCUGGGCCAGGACAAACGCACCUGCCAGGUUCCGGUUCAGUGUGGCCCGGGUUCCAUCGAGGUUUCGGUUCCCAAGGACCUGGUGGGCGGACUGGAGCUCUCAUUGGCUAACUCCUCAUGUAAGGGCGUGUCCAACGGGACACACAUCAACCUGAGUUUCAGCCUGAAGACCUGCGGCACCAUGGUGAAGGUGACGGAGGACAGGAUCGUGGGCACCAACCUGGUGACGGGCCUGCCCAAGUCCAACCCAGGAAGCAGCCUGGACAUGAUCAUCCGCACCUCCAAGCUCCUCCUCCCCGUCACCUGCCAGUUCCCCCGCGAGUACGACGUCUCCGACGGCUACCAGGCCAGCCUCCGCGGCGGCAACGUCCUGGAGCUGGAGGGCCACAGCGAGGGCGUGUUCCCGUUCUCCCUGGAGCUCUUCAAGAAUGCAGAGUUCUCCGAGCCGUACCGUGCGCCGCCCCAGUUGCAUCUCCACGACUCGCUGUUCUUCGGGGUGGAACCGAGGGAGAGGCUGGAGGGACUGGCCGCUCUGGUGGAGAGCUGCUUCGCCACGCCCAGCCCCAAGGCCGAGCAGGCCCUCAAGUACUACCUCAUCAAGGACGGUUGUAUCUCAGAUGAGACAGUCAGGCAGUUCUCUUCUAAAGACCAACUCUCCAAACACUACCAGGUCCCUGUCUUCAAGUUUGUUGGCAAGGACAACCGAGAAGUGUUCCUGCACUGCAGGGUGUUGGUGUGUGGUGCAGGAGACUCCCGUUGUUCUCAGGGAUGUCGGGGCCGAACACGCCGUGAACUGGUGUCUGACCAGGACCAGGACCAGGACCAGGACCAGGACCAGGACCAGGACCAGGACCAGGACCAGGGCCAGGGCCAGGACCGGGACCAUCACCUGCUGACUGGAGGCCCAAUCUUCAUCCUGGCUGAGCCGUGACCCCUACACUGAACUUUGAAGCUCGGUCCAAACAUACAGACACGCACUCAUGCACAUACUGUAUAUACUUGUGCACACAUACACACACACACUCAUGCACACACACACACACUCAUGCACACAGACACAGCUGAUAUUCUAGUUUUAUUUUACUACUAUAUUAGUCAGUACAUCUAUGUUCAUGCAUCAAAGAUGGUUUCACUAGCACCUACUGCAACGCUCUCUCUCUCACACACACACACACACACACACACACACACACACACACACACACACACACACACACACACACACACACACACACACACACACUCACUCAGUCAUGUGGAAACUGCUGAGGUCAGGAGAGAUUGUCUUCAGGCACACCUUGCUGCCCUGUAGGUGCACUGAUGGCUGACAUUCUUUUGUGUGUCCUGCCUGGAAUCACAGUGUCUCACACAGACAUACACACAUAUUAACUGUCUAUACGCUCUGACUGACAGUAUGUGUUCAUACAAAGUAGAGUAGUCAACACUAUAAACUUUUUUCCAAUCAAUGUACUUAUUUCAACUUUAAUACUGUGUUCAAAAUAUUUCAUGACAAUAUUUCUUGUGAACAUUUUUCAA
Hypomesus transpacificus is the source of this 2491-nucleotide messenger RNA. RefSeq names its product oncoprotein induced transcript 3 (gene oit3). The transcript has 9 exons. NCBI's taxonomy places the organism in Eukaryota, Metazoa, Chordata, Actinopteri, Osmeriformes, Osmeridae. The record is from RefSeq and is a predicted model, not a curated record. The coding region runs from base 195 to 1886 and encodes 563 amino acids. Gene Ontology annotation, molecular function: calcium ion binding.